AUGUCUAAGCGAAAUAGCAUCGGCGCUUCUUCUACUAAUACUCUUUUUAAUUAUUUUACCAAAACUCCGCCAAGUACGAAGAAAGUGAAACUUAGUGUAACUAAUGAAAUAAAAAAUUCUACUGAAACUGUAGAGACUAUAGAAAACAAAAAGAGAGUAAGGCAAACAACACCCUCUCCAAGAGAAGAUAAAAAUAAUCACACGGAUGACGAAUCUCCAAUUGCACCAAAGAAAAGAAAAAGAAUCCGUCUUAAUCCUUGUGAUACAGAUGAUUCUGAUACUGAAAAUAAAGAAGAUAAUAAAAUCAAAACAAAGGAAAAAGCUUCAUUAGGAAAAAAAUUGCAAGAAAGUUUUCAAUAUGACCCUUCUGAUACACCAAAAAGUAAAAUAAAGAAGACCCCAGUUGUAAUGCAAGUUAAAACUGAGUCUCAAGAAUCACCAGUUAUUGCUGAGGAAGGUGAUUGGGUUCAUUGCAAACUCGACUGGCUUAAGCCAGAUAAAAUCAAAGAUGCCAAGGGACGUAGGCCAGACCAUCCAGAAUAUGAACCAACCACACUUUAUGUACCUAAGGAAUUUAUGAAGAGUCAGACUCCGGCUCAUAGACAGUGGUGGGAGUUAAAAUCAGCGCACUAUGAUUGUGUACUUUUCUUUAAAGUGGGAAAGUUCUAUGAGUUGUAUCAUAUGGAUGCUGCUGUGGGUGUCAAUGAACUGGGCUUCUCUUACAUGAAGGGUGAAUUUGCCCAUUCGGGGUUUCCGGAAAGUGCAUACGCGCGAAUGUCUUCAACUUUAGUGUCUAAGGGAUAUAAAGUAGCGCGAGUUGAACAAACAGAGACCCCUGAAAUGAUGCAGGAUAGAUGUAAACGAGAACAAAAAACAAGUAAGUAUGACAAAGUGGUCCGUCGUGAGAUUUGCCAAGUGUCUGUGCGAGGGGCACAAGUUUGCGGCCUUCAAGACAAUGGUCCUUCGGAGUCGAACUCGCCAUUUAUGAUGGCUGUCGCUGAAGAGGAAAACAAUGGAAUAAGUACAUACGGUGUGUGUUUCGUUGAUACGUCUAUAGGCCAAUUCCACAUUGGUCAGUUUAAAGAUGAUAAACACUCCUCGAGGCUGCUCACAACUCUUGCGCAUUUUCCGCCUGCUUUGAUUAUCUCCGAUCGCAAGUCAUGCACAGUACGAACAAGAAAACUUCUGUCCACACAUUGUCAUAGCGCGAGAAGGGAGACGUUAAAUAUGGCGCCACCAGAGAAAACGCUGAAAUUGUUGGCUGAAAAAUAUUACAGGACUAAUGAUAAUGGACAGUGGCCGGAGGGGGUCUUGCAGUUUUUACAUGAAGGUGACACUCUGGGUCUAACGCCGGCUGCGAACAGUAGUUUAGCCAUUAAGGCUUUGGGGGGCUGUGUAGCAUUUCUCACGGAAUGUUUGCUUGAUAUACAAAUUUUAGGUAUGUCUCAGUUCUCUGAAUAUACACCCCCUGACGUGCUAAACAUGACAAUUCAAAAUGAGACGUCUCAAUGGACUGGUGGCAGUACUAUGGUCUUGGAUUCUAUUACGUUGAGAAAUCUACGUAUAGUACAGGAUGAGGGAUGUCUCUAUGAUAAAUUAAAUUUAUGCUGUACGCCUAUGGGAAAAAGAUUACUAUACCAAUGGGUAUGUUCCCCGAGCUGUGAUUUGACAGUGAUUAAGGAACGUCAGGAAGCCAUUAAAACUUUAUUCGAAAACCAGGACAUCUGUCAAGAGGCGAAGAACUUGCUGACAACAUUGCCAGAUCUGGAACGACUCUUGGCUAAAGUCCACUCCCUCGGGAACUUAAAGAAAUCAAAAGAUCAUCCCGAUUCAAGAGCAAUUUUAUAUGAAGAGAAGACUUAUUCCAAAAGAAAAGUACUGGAUUUUAUUUCUGUACUCAAUGGGUAUACUGCUGCGUUGAAACUGUCAGAAUUAUUCUGUGACAACGACUCUGUCUUAUUGAAGAGGAUCACACAACUAUCACCGGAUGGAAAGUUUCCAGAUUAUAGAGAGACUUUGAAAUUCUUUAAGGAUGGCUUCAAUCAAACUCAAGCGGAGAAGGAAGGAAAAAUUUUGCCGGAGGCUGGUGUGGACCAAGAGUAUGACAACACUUUGGAGCUCAUAGAAGAAAUUGAGCAGGAGCUGAGGCAAUACUUGGUGGAACAGGAGAAAUACUUCAAGUGCAAGAUAACAUAUGUGGGUAGUGAUAAAAAGAGGUACCAAAUGGAAAUACCGCAAAAUGCCGCAUCCAAAGCAGGAGGAGAUUAUCAUAUGGAAGGAGCUAGGAAGGGAUAUAAGAGAUAUUCUACUUAUGAGACAAAGGACUUCCUCGCACGUAUGAUGGCGGCUGAAGAGCAAAAACGCGUAGUACUAAAGGAUCUCAGUCGUAGGAUAUUUGAGAAAUUCUCAAGUCAUUAUUCCCAAUGGGCCGCUGCCGUACAGUGCGUGGCGACGCUCGAUGUGUUGCUGUCCCUUUGCGAAUUCGCUAGACAACAGACAAGCGAUAUUUGUUUGCCUGAGGUUACAUUUGGCGAUACACAGCCUUACAUAAGCAUAGUAGAAGGCCGUCACCCCUGCAUACCAAUUGUGAACGAUUUCAUCCCAAACGAUACAUCCCUUGGGGAGAACGGAGCGAGUUUGUUAUUACUAACGGGACCUAAUAUGGGCGGAAAGUCAACUCUAAUGAGACAAGUCGGGCUGUUAACUGUCCUUGCGCAUUUGGGAAGCUACGUCCCAGCACAGGAAUGCAAGCUCAGUUUAGUGGAUCGCAUCUUCACUCGUUUAGGGGCGUCUGAUGAUAUUUUGUCCGGUCAUUCCACAUUCCUUGUGGAGAUGAAUGAGACGGCGGCCAUUAUUAAACACGCCUCGCUUCAUUCCCUUGUGUUGUUGGAUGAAUUAGGUCGCGGCACAAGUACAUACGACGGUACGGCCAUAGCAAGUGGUGUGUGUGUGGAAUUGGCAGAGCGUGGAUGUAGAGUGUUAUUCUCCACACAUUAUCACACACUCGUCACACACCUUGCGACACACCCUAAUGUGCAACUGGGGCAUAUGGCAUGUAUGGUAGAAACAGAGGAAACGGAAACUGAUGAUAUCCCAGAAGAAACAAUAACCUUCUUAUACAAACUGAGCCCUGGUGCUUGUCCAAAAUCCUAUGGGUUUAAUGCCGCAAAAUUAGCUGGGAUCCCACAAGAAAUAACGCGUCGAGCGCGAAAUAUAUCGAAAAAACUCGAAACUGAAGCUAAUCUAAUAAGGACUUUCAAAGAAAUUAUGAAGAUUGGUCAAGUAUCAAAUAUGAGGAAACUUCUUGCUGAAUUGACAAUUUAA
This is a messenger RNA of Pieris macdunnoughi, 3324 nucleotides long. Lineage: Eukaryota; Metazoa; Arthropoda; Insecta; Lepidoptera; Pieridae. The record is from the annotation of a GenBank genome assembly.